Myxocyprinus asiaticus (Chinese sucker) is the source of this 1848-nucleotide messenger RNA. Its product is annotated as raftlin-2-like. NCBI's taxonomy places the organism in Eukaryota, Metazoa, Chordata, Actinopteri, Cypriniformes, Catostomidae. The transcript is spliced from 9 exons. Bases 346 to 1656 code for a protein of 436 amino acids. The record is from RefSeq and is a predicted model, not a curated record.
ACGACAACUUUUGCUUUAUUAUUUCGCGGCUACUUGGCAGACUGAAUAAAAUGAGAAUUUCUCAGAGAUUUUUAUGAGAACUUUAUUGGUUUAUUUACUUCAGAAUUAAUAACUUUGGAAGGUUUUUAUUCUUUCAGUCUCAUAAACUCCUCGCAGCAGGACUUUGUGAUCGUUGCUUGUUUAUUUAGGCUUAAGCUGUUUUCCUAAAGGGGAUCGGACACAGUCACAUCAUCCUCAUUCUGGUGCCACUCCCAAACGAUUAAGCUGUUGGAAUAUGGAGCAAUCCAACUGAACACUGGAGCGUGAAUCUUCUGUGUGUGUGUGGCCUUGCAUGUACUCGCUAUUAUGGGAUGCGGACUACGGAAACUGGAGGACCCGGAGGACAGCAGCCCGGGGAAAAUUUACUCCACUUUAAAGAGACCACAGGUCGAGACCAAAACAGACUCGGUAUACGAGUAUGUGCUACUGGACUUCAGUUUGGAAGGCAGUCGGCCUACAGUGCUGUAUCUGUCCUCGCUGUGUGAGUUGCCUCAUGCCCUGCAGUCCUACUACACCCAGGGCUACGUACUGGCUGCUCUCCAUCCCAUCAUCCUUUCUGUGGGCCGGACCCGCUCUCUGCCCUGCAGCCUUCUCUACCGAGCUAUCCUGGUCCGCCCACGAUCCAGUAAGCAUGCAAUGCCCAUGAUUGACAGUGUGCCAGUGUUGCGAGUGGAGGAGUGGCCACUGCCGGGAGAAUCUCUGACCAGUGACGCUGUGAGACUGCUGAUAGACAGGGUUAACAGCUAUGCCAGGGGCGGCGUGAGGUUUGUGGGGUCAGUGCUCCAGCAGGCUGGAGGAGGGGGCUUUAACGGUAGAGUGCCCAUUCCCAGGAGAGGCUGCCGUUCCCCACCCCGCACCCCACCUCGCACGCCGCCUGGAGACAGAGAUCUAGAGGGAUGUGGGUACAGCCCAGACCUGAGAUUGUUGGUGCUGUUUCACUCCUGGGCUCCGGGUUACACACCACUGGAUUCUCUUGCCUGCUGUUACCACCAGGGUGCGCUAUCAAUGAAGAUCUCCAGGAAGGGCCAGGUUGUCAGUUCCCUGGAAGCUGAUUGGCUGGAACUGACUGCGGCGUACUACCGCAAGGGCUGGUCAUUGGUUGACUCCUUUGUGUACUGGGACACACCUAAAGGUGAACCAGUGCCCAGGUCUCUAGAGGGACUGUUUGUAUAUGAAGAGAAAAGCACAGCGCCACCUGCCAAUGACACUAUUGUAGUGGAACAGUGGACAGUUAUAGAGGGUUCAGAUGUCAAGACCGACUAUGGCCCUCUCCUCCACACAUUAGCAGAGUUUGGCUGGCUGCUUACCUGUGUGCUGCCCACUCCCAUUAUUCGCCAUGACAGUGAAGGGAAUCUCGCCACCAAGCAGGUGGUGUUCCUGCAAAGACCUGUCAAAGGCCAAUCGGUACAACACAACCAGGUAUCUAGGCGACAAGAGAUGUCCAGUCACUCUGUGAGUCAGUGUGUGGAGGAACCACACACAAAGUUGUCAUCUCCAUGUUCAGGGGGGAUUGGUGGUUUCCCCGUGUUUGGAGGGGGGUAUCCCAGUGUGCUCUCUCAUCUAGAGGAGGGUGGAUUUGAGCCCGACGAUGGGGCCGCAGAGGUCACCUGUAUGUGACAGGUCAACUCAAAGAUUUCUAAGAGUUUUGUCACCCUAAAACAGAAAGCCUUUGUUUAAGAGCUGCAGAAGUGCCCUAGCAUUUACCACACAUCCAGGAGGAAUUUUCUUUUUAUCCCCGUAUUGGAUUCAGACUUGUAGCACUUCUUGUAAAUAUAAUAUAUAUAAAAUAUUUUUUUUUUUUUUUUUUUU